CCAAUUUCUCUUGAUAAACAACGGUCGACUUUUCAAAAUGGAAUCUCGUGUGUUUUGUUUUGUUGCAUGAUUUUGCUAACUUGCAUCGUUUAAGAAUUUGGUUGUUUUUGAGAAAUAUGGGGGAUGUGUUUUUGUAACGUUACUUGUUUUGCUUGUUAACUGCAUUUUCUUCUUAUUUGAAAAAAAGACUUACUAAAAACUACUUAAACCAGGCCCUCGUCUACAUACUCAUAAGAAAACCAACUGUAACGAGGAUUAGCUUUAAAAAGUUAUUCAGCUAUUUUUUUGGCCCAAAAUCGGUUUACAAGAAAGCGUUUCAGUAGAGCCACGGGCAUGCAACAAUGGAUGUCAAACAGAAUAUCAGAAUAAAAAGACUGUCUUCAGGGAAGAGAUCCAGAGAAAGGAUUAAAACGUUUUUGACACCUGCCAAAAAGAGGGGAAGUAAUUCUUCUAACGGUGCACUCGUGACAGAUACUCAACCUGCAGAGUACUGCAGUGAUAAUGAGGACUUAUUUGGAGGAUAUGAUAGUAUUCUGGAGGACAGCUCUAUCCUGGCAAAGUUGGAUUCCCUAGAAGCACAAACGGUGCAACAUGAUGACUGCAGCUUAUCUGAAAACAAACCUGAAGAUCACCAACAUGCUGGCUUUACUGCUCUUAGAUCUUCAGGGACUACAUCUGUAAACCAAGCACGCAAAGCUUCUCUCACAGACUCAAUUUUAAAUUAUCUAGAAGAGGAACCUUUUACAGACUUGCCAGCCUCGCAGCUUGCAUUUCAAGAAAUAUUUAAGAACACCAAAGGGCAAAAUGUAAAUACAACUGUUGAUAAAACAUCUACUCCUCUUAAGGACUUUCCCAGAAGGACAGAAAGUGACAUUAAACAAGCUGAGACUGUGAAUAAAGACAACGGACAAGCACAUAAACCCAAUGUGAGGAAAAGCAUGAGUGACCAUCUCAAAAGGACUAUGCUCUUAAAUGCUGCAGCUCCUACCAGUGUUUCACGCAGUGUGGAACAGAAAGAGGCAGUCGUUUCUGAUGAGAUCAAUGUUGCUCUACAAGCCAUGCAGACUGUAUCCUCACAGACCACUGAUUUAGGACCUUUCUUUGGGCUACCCACUAAAGUCAAAGAUCUUUUACACAAACUUAAAGGAAUUAGGAGUCUUUAUGAUUGGCAGGAAAUAUGUCUAAACCUGGAUUGUGUUCAGCAAAGGAAGAAUCUAAUCUAUUCCUUGCCUACCAGUGGUGAAACACUAGUUGCAGAGAUCUUGAUUCUCAAAGAACUGCUUUGUCGAAAGAAAGACUGCCUGUUCAUAUUGCCAUAUGUCUCACUAGUGCAAGAGAAGGUGCGUGGACUCGCCAGCUUUGGAAUAGAACUAAACUUCAUGGUAGAGGAAUAUGCUGGUAGCAAGGGCAAGUUUCCACCAGUGAAGAGAAGAACAAGCAAGUCUUUAUUUAUAGCCACUAUUGAAAAGGCUCAUAGCCUGGUCAACUCUUUGAUAGAGACCAGUAGGUUAGACAACCUUGGGCUGGUUGUUGUAGAUGAGCUUCAUAUGUUAGGUGAUGGUGCUAGAGGAGCAAUUAUUGAAAUGACACUAGCCAAGCUUCUCUACAUGAGUAAAACAACUCAUAUUAUUGGGAUGAGUGCCACUCUGGGAAACAUUAAAGAAAUCCAGACAUUUCUAAAUGCAGAAAAUUAUACUAAUGACUUCAGACCUGUUCAGCUUAAGGAGUAUGUCAAACUUAAAGACACAAUUUAUGAAGUGAACCCUAAAGAGGAGGAAUGUUUCAAGCUCUAUCGUCCUCUCAGUUAUAAGUAUUCCAGUGGGAUGCAGAAAAUUGACCCAGAUCAUAUCAUCGCCUUGGUUACGGAGGUCAUUCCUACACAUUCCUGCCUUGUUUUUUGUCCCACCAAAAAGAACUGUGAAAAUGUAGCAUCAAUGAUUUGCAGAUAUUUGAAAGAGGAUUUUGUAAGACAUAGAGAGGCAGAGAAAUCAACACUUCUUCAAGAGCUGCAAGAUAGCGGAAAUGGGAAUAUGUGUCCUUUGCUCAGAAGGACUGUUCCUUUUGGGAUCGCCUACCACCACAGCGGCCUUACAACUGAAGAAAGAAAACUAGUCGAGGAGGCCUAUACCAGUGGUGUCCUCUGCCUCCUAACUUGUACAUCCACACUGGCGGCUGGAGUCAACCUUCCAGCUCGCAGAGUUAUUCUGCGCUCACCAUUUGUUGCCACUGAAUUUCUAAAGAGAAGCCAGUAUAAGCAGAUGGUGGGUAGAGCUGGUAGAGCGGGGAUUGACACAAAGGGCGAGAGCAUCCUUAUUCUCCAGGAGAAAGAGAAGAACAUGGCCAAGUCACUUCUCUGUGCCCCAGUCGAGAACUGUUACAGUAACCUAAUGUAUGAUGGCGGAAAAGGAAUUUUGAGUCUCAUCCUGUCACUCAUUGGAUUAAAUAUCACCACAUCAUUGGAGCAGUUGAAGGACUUUCUGUCUGGCACACUUCUGUCUGUUCAAGAGAAGCAGCUGUGUGUAAAGAAGUCUCUGUGGGACUCUGCAUUGGAGUGUGUUGGAGUGCUCAAAGAGAAGGGGCUCAUCACUGUCAAAGGUGAAGCUCAAGACAUAACGCUGCAAGUCACUCGUCUGGGAAAAGCCACUUACAAAGGCUCAGUGGAUCUGACCUACAGUGGCAUGCUGUACAGCGACCUCUCUAAAGGUCUGGAGGGGCUACUGCUCAACAGUUACCUCCACUUGGUGUAUCUGGUCACACCUUAUGAUUUGAUUUCUCAGUGUAAGCCUGAGUGGAUGAUUUAUCUCAGACAGUUUACCAUGUUAUCUGCAUCAGAGCAGAAAAUGUCUGCAGCAGUUGGUGUCCCAGAGAGUUUUGUUGCCCGAAAAGCUGCAGGUCAAACCAUCAAAAAGAAUACUGACAUGCUGGUAGUGACCAGAAUGUACCUUGCAAUGGUGCUUUUCUCCUUACUCAAGGAAUCAAACCUGUGGAGUGUGGCUGAAAAAUUUCAACUAAGUCGAGGUUUUAUCCAAACACUGCUGAGUUCAGCAUCUGCUUUUUGUUCCUGUGCUCUGCAUUUUACGGAGGAACUUGAGGAGUUUUGGCCAUAUAAAGCUCUAUUGUCGGAGCUGAUGCGUCGAUUGAGCUAUUGUGUUCAAGCUGAGCUCAUCCCUCUGAUGGAAGUGGCAGGUGUCAUGGAGUCCAGAGCAAAGCAACUUUAUAAUGCUGGUUAUAAGACACUGUCUCACCUUGCCAAUGCGGACCCCACUGUUUUAUCAAAGACAAUUGAAAACCUUUAUAAGAAGCAAGCCAGUCAGAUAGUAGCCUCUGCCAAAAUGCUUCUUAAUGAAAAAGCAUCAGCCUUGCAGGAAGAGGUAGAUGACUUGCUUAUGAUGCCCAUAGACCUACCUUCAUACACCACAGCGGAGUUAACUUGAGAACGCAGUUAUAAAUGUAAACUGGUCACAUUAUUUAUUUUUUAAUACAUUAUCAUACAUUUGUAUCAUAUUAAAAUAAUGUCUGUCCUCUGUUUUAUAAAUUGUUGUCUGGAAUUCUUCUAAAUGGUAGGUGUCUGCAUAUUGAAAUGCAGUAUAGUGCAGUAAGUUAGUGUAGGUCUUCUUGAGCAUGUCCUGUCACUGUCCAAGGCCCCAGUGCUGUUUGGAGCUAAGGCUGACAUCCCUGUGGAACUACAAAGGAAGAAGCGCAGAGGAUGUUGAGCUGGAGUGAAAUUGAAACAGGGGAAAAGGAAAUUCAAGCCUGCUUUUCCGUUGGUCCUGAUGGGGGAAAGUAUGGUCACUGAGAAAUAUGAUGGACGAAUUGUGUGCUCUUGUUUGGACCCAGAGGGAGUACACUGUCAACAGUAUCAUGUGCUUCACGGAGACCUGGUUUCAUAUGAACUUCCCGGACAACAGUGCAUCUGUACCAGGCGUUAAGACUGUGCGUGCGGACAGACACUCUCCUUAGAGGUAAGAAGGGCGGCAGGAUUGCUGUUUCUGUGAAAGAGGUGGCCAUAUUACUGCGAAGGAGUGUAUCUGUUCACCGGACAUUGGCUUUGGGAAUGUGUCCAUAUUAUUUGCCAAGGGAAUUUACUUCUGUCCUGUUCAUUGGAGUUUAUAUCUCUCCCUCAGCGGAUGAAGAUGCUGCCUGUGACAGGAUACACACUGUGGUUGCUGGGCUGCUGUCAAAACACCCAGAAGCUCUACUGAUUUCUGGUGACUUCAGCCAUGCUUUCUUGAAUGGUGAUUUACCCACACUUCACUAGUAUGUGGACUGUAGGUCUCGGGACAAUAGAACUCUGGCCCUGCUGUUUUCCAACUCUAAAGCAUACUGUGCCACUGCCCUGCCCCCACUGGGAUGAUCAGACCACAAUCUUGGCCUCUUAAAGUCUCACUAUGUCCCUGCGGUGAAGAUGCAGCCUGUCACCACUAGGACUGUAAGGAAAUGGAGUCAGGAAGCCAACCACUUCAGGACUGCUUUGAGACCACAGUCAGGGAUGAGCUCUGCCAGCCGCAUGGGGAUAGCAUCGACAGCAUGAUGGACUGUGUAACAAAGUAAAUCAACUUCUGUGAGGGUAGAGUCCUGUCUCUGUUGCUGUUCACUCUGUACACCCCUGAUUUCCAGUACAGCUCCUGCCACCUGCAGAAGUUCUCUGAUGACUCUGCAGUGGUUGGAUGUAUGUGUAUCAGAGGUGGACAGGAGUUGGAGUACAGGACAUGAUUGCAAACUUUAUGGUGUCCCAGGCAAACCAUCUGCUCCUGAAUGUUGACAAGACCAAGGAACUGGUGAUAGACUUAAGGAGAAAGAAGACACCAAUGGAGCCCAUCACCAUCCAGGGCCAUGUGGUGGAAAUAGUGGACUGCUACAAGUACCUUAAUGUCCAGGUGAAUGACAGACUGGACUAGAGGAACAACUGUAAUGCUGUGUACAAGAAGGGCAUGAGUAGACUCUACUUCCUAAGAAAAUUCAGGUCUUUCAAUGUAUGCAGCAAGUUAUUGGAGAUCUUCUACCAGUCUGUGGUAGCCAGCGCCCUGUACUUCGCUGUGGUGUGCUGGGGGAGCAGCACCAGUAAAA
Molecule: messenger RNA, 5067 nt
Organism: Boleophthalmus pectinirostris (great blue-spotted mudskipper)
Lineage: Eukaryota; Metazoa; Chordata; Actinopteri; Gobiiformes; Gobiidae
Gene: helq
Product: helicase, POLQ like
Molecular function (GO): ATP binding; nucleic acid binding
Source: RefSeq, a predicted model, not a curated record